GACUGCGGCCGGUCAGUCAAUCGUCAGAUAUUCUAAGAAUUAUUUUCCGUGUACGAAAUUACUACUCACUGUGAACAAAUGGUGUCUUAUCGGACUAAAGGUCAAACGAGAUUACUUCAACGAACGUAUUUAGCUAUACAUGCUGUGCAUAUUUUGUUUUCACAAGAACAGUUGAGUGAGAACCGUUUCAGAGAAGUCGUUCUGUGUGAAACAUUUCUAUACAAAACUAUAUUUUGCAGAAAUGAAAUUUUGGAUCUUAAAUUGUGUCAUUGGUUUGGUGUAUUUGUUUGUUUUUUGUGAUGCGAGUAAACACAAAUUUGGCCAACAUGUUGAAUAUGGAAUGUAUCAAUCUUAUCAAAGGACUCUGAUAAACGAUAUUAAUAAGGCUCCGAAAAAUUAUACGAUAAUUUACCAGUAUUUCGGAGCUAAAAACAAAGAAGUUGCAUACUUGGAGUUUGAUAUAAAUGUGAAAAGCGAAGGUUCCGUGUCCUCCUCCUAUGGUAAAAAGAUUGAAGCUAAAAUUCACAUAAACAAUGCGUUAAACGUUACUGCCAAUAUUUACAUUUAUACAAUGGGACUAUCAGUAAUGCCACAAUUUAAUUUUUACCGCGAACAUUACGACACCAAGAGCAUAACCUUUGUACACAAGAAAAAUGCUGAUUCAUCGAAAAAACAGUUAUUCGCUCAAAAUGCAAUAGGACGACGUCGGAAAGGAGAUUCGUUACUUCACUUUGAAAGUCGAAACAUAACGAAUAGUAGCCGCUUCCCGAGCCGAGCCUUUGAAUAUACGGGAUCUGAUUUCAUUACGUACGUUGGAUUCUCCUUUAAUUCGCCUACGGCAAUGGCUAUGAUUAAUACAUCGUACGUUGGCGAACAAGAAUUCAACGCAGUUGCAUAUGAUAUGAACACCGAACAUUUCAUAGCAAAUAUGUCGGUUUAUGGUAUCAAAGAGCGUGCACUCCAAAGACCAUUCCAAUUUGAAGGUGUAAUAUAGGUGCUGGUAAAUGGAUGACACGAUUGAACCGCUGCGACCGCUGAGAUUUUAUAAAAUAAAAAAGGAUUUGAAAGAAGUCUGAGUCGACUUUUUUGUAAAAAAAACGAAGGAAUUAAUAGCUAGAAUAAAAUUAACCUUUCACAGGCAGUAAGUGAAUAAACGGUAUAUUUUGCGGA
Bradysia coprophila is the source of this 1170-nucleotide messenger RNA. RefSeq lists its product as uncharacterized. The record is from RefSeq and is a predicted model, not a curated record. NCBI's taxonomy places the organism in Eukaryota, Metazoa, Arthropoda, Insecta, Diptera, Sciaridae.